This is a messenger RNA of Penaeus vannamei (Pacific white shrimp), 702 nucleotides long. The record is from RefSeq and is a predicted model, not a curated record. Lineage: Eukaryota; Metazoa; Arthropoda; Malacostraca; Decapoda; Penaeidae.
AUGAAGAACAGAUGGGAGGAAUAUUUCAACACCCGGCUGAAUGUCAGCAAUGGUAAGGGAUGUAAAGACCAUCGGGGAAUAAAGCGAACAGAGCCCUUAGUGAAAGUGGUAGAGCGAGUGUUAGACACGAGAUUAAGAGAUGAAGUCAAAAUAAGCAAUACACAGUUUGGGUUUAUGAAGGGAAAGAACACAAUAGAUGCCUACUAUAUAACCUGGCGAAAGAAAUUUAUAGAAUCGGUGUGGCGAGAAGGAGUACCUUGUAUGGAAAAACGCAGGAAUUUAGAAAUAGAAGUGAGAUUACACAAGGAGUCGGCAUUAAGUCCACCUUUAUUUGUAAUAGAAAUAGAUGCAUUAACACAACAUAUAGCGACAGAAGGGAUAUGGGAACUGUCCUAUGCAGAUGGCCUAGUUGUAAUGGCAGAACAAGAAGAGAAGAACGAAGACCCCAUCCAAGUGGCAACACCGGGUAGAAGGAAGAUCAGUGGAAGGCAAAGGAGAUGGAAAGAAAAUGCGCAAGAAGACCCAAGGAUGCCACGCUUGAACGAGGGGAUCCACAAGGCAGACCAGGGACGUUGGUUUUCUAUUUACGUUGCCUGCGACUGCUUUUCAAGGAGCAAGAAAUAUUUUGCUUGCGUUGCUGUAGACGCAUCAGCAAGUAGUACUUUCGGUGGCAAUGGCAGUCAUAGUAGUUGUAAAGCCUAG